This is a messenger RNA of Debaryomyces hansenii CBS767, 1179 nucleotides long. Its product is annotated as DEHA2A14762p. The record is from RefSeq and is a predicted model, not a curated record. The coding region runs from base 1 to 1179 and encodes 392 amino acids. The transcript has a single exon. Gene Ontology annotation, molecular function: flavin adenine dinucleotide binding; electron-transferring-flavoprotein dehydrogenase activity. Lineage: Eukaryota; Fungi; Ascomycota; Pichiomycetes; Serinales; Debaryomycetaceae. Gene Ontology annotation, cellular component: cytoplasm.
AUGCUGCUUUAUCAUUUAUCAAUAAUUUUAGCCUCAAUAAUUCAAGGUGCGAAUACCUUUCCCUUGCAGCCUAAUGGAAGGAAAAUUUCCAUUACAAUGAUUGAGCCCAAAAAUGGAUUUUUAAACGUUAUUGGAAUGCCCCGUGCUCUUCUUGAUACUGAUUUUGCAAAAUCUCAGUACUUUGCUUUUAAUGGGCUCAAGGGUAUUAAAUUCGAUAAUAUUUUCGAAAACGAGAAAAGGACCAGAAGGACAACUACAAAUAGCCAAAUUAACUUGGAAUUAAGUUAUAUUCAAGCAAAGGUUACAAACUUAGAUAAAAAGAGUGCUGAAUACCAAAUGGGAAAGGAACUGAAAGCUUAUUCCCUUCAAUUUGAUUAUGUGGUUUUAGCAACAGGCAGACAUAGAUCUCCUCCUAUGUCCCCAAAAUCUUUAGAUAUAAAAUCAUUUGUAAGUGAAGCUGGUGAAUUUAAACAGAAAGUUGAAAAAUCAGACAAGGUAUCGGUUAUUGGAGCUGGUGCCGUGGGAAUUGAGAUAGCUGCUGAAAUAAAACAUUCUUAUCCAGAAAAAACUGUGAAUUUGAUUCAUCCAUAUUCGCUGUUCCCGCCGGAACCACUUUCUGGGAAAUUCAAAGAAUAUGUUCAUUCUGCUUUGAAAGAUGCAGGAAUAAAUAUUUAUCUUGAAACUAGGGUUGAAAAAGAAUUAGCUAAUGGUAACUUAGUAACUGUUGAUGGCAAAAUUAUUGAAUCUCAAUUUAAUUAUUGGAGUAGCGGCAAAAAGAACAACAUAAGUAUGCUUUCUAAGGAAAUUCAAGAAAAAUAUGUUUCUGAAAAAGGAAAUUUGUUGACCAAUGAACAUCUACAGUUAUCUAAUGUUCAAGACACAGUUAAAAAUUUCUACUGCAUUGGAGAUAUAGUUGAAAUUCCUGUCAUCAAGACUGCUGGAUGGGCAGCUAAAAUGGGUAGGAUUUGUGCAUCUAACAUUUUUAGCUUAUUACUCAAUAAGGAAGCCAAUGAGACUUUACCUGAGAAGUUGCUCAAGUCCAAGAACAUGGUGCUUGUAUCUGGAAAUCGUGAUAUAGUUAGUGAAGCAAAUAGUCAAGUUGAAAUAAAUAACGUUCGUUUGGUCGAGCAAUACAAGGACUAUUGCUUGAGUAAAGCAAUGAUGAAGCUAAACCUAUAA